AUGCGGCGCGCCAGCCGAGACUACUCCAAGUACCUGCGCGAGGGCGCCGAGGAGCCUGGCGCCUUCGGCCCCGACUGCCCCCCGUCGCCCUCGCCCGCCUCGGCGCCCCCCGCCGCCGCCGCCUCCUCGCGCGCCCUCCUGGCCGCCCUGCUGCUGCUGGGCCUCGGGCAGGUGGUGUGCAGCGUCGCCCUCUUCCUCUACUUCCGCGCCCAGAUGGACCCUGGCAGAAUUUCCGAAGACGACAUGCACUGUUUGCGGACUUUCUUGAGACUCCACGGGAACGUCGAUCUGCAGGAAACCGCCGUGACGAGCCUGGAGUCGCGGCUCAUGUCUGAAUCGUGCCGAAGGAUGAAGCAGGCUUUCCAGGGAGCAAUGCAGAAGGAAGUGCAGCGUAUUAUUAUUGGGAAAGACCAGCCCAUAUCUGAGAAAUAUACUGUGGAAACCUCCUGGUUGGAUUUAUCCAACCCAAACAAGCCCAGCAAAGCACCACUGGCUCACCUGCUCCUUGACGGCGAAAACAUCCCAACUGGCACCCGUAAGGUGAACCUCACCUCCUGGCACUACGACAAAGGAUGGGCAAAUUUAAUCAACAUGACGUUCAGUGAUGGAAGACUCGUCGCCAGUCACGAUGGUUUUUACUAUCUGUAUGCCAAUGUCUGCUUUAGACACCAUGAAACGCUGGGGAAUCUAACCAGCCAUCUGCACUUGAUGGUGUACGUGACAAAAAUAGAUGCGAGAAGGAAAACCUCGGUGAUCCUGAUGAAGGGGGGCAGCACCAAGGACUGGUCCGGGAACUCAGAAUUUCAUUUCUAUUCUGUAAACUUAGGAGGGUUUUUCAAACUGAGAUCUGGGGAGAAGAUUGGUAUCGAGGUGUCAAAUCCUUCGUUAUUGGAUCGCAAUCCAAUAGGAACCUACUUUGGGGCCUUUAAAAUAAGGGAUAUUGAUUGAGACUUGAUUUGAGGAGCUGUUCCUA
This is a messenger RNA of Heteronotia binoei (common prickly gecko), 973 nucleotides long. RefSeq names its product TNF superfamily member 11 (gene TNFSF11). The record is from RefSeq and is a predicted model, not a curated record. Lineage: Eukaryota; Metazoa; Chordata; Lepidosauria; Squamata; Gekkonidae. Gene Ontology annotation, biological process: immune response. Gene Ontology annotation, molecular function: tumor necrosis factor receptor binding. Gene Ontology annotation, cellular component: membrane. The transcript has 5 exons. The coding region runs from base 1 to 948 and encodes 315 amino acids.